Molecule: messenger RNA, 1239 nt
Organism: Linepithema humile (Argentine ant)
Lineage: Eukaryota; Metazoa; Arthropoda; Insecta; Hymenoptera; Formicidae
Source: RefSeq, a predicted model, not a curated record
AGGAAGAUGCUAUUCGAACUUACUUUUUCGACUCAGCUUGCACUCAUUUGCAGAUAUGCUGUUCUUAGCUGUUAUCUUCGUGAUUGGCGUUUUUGCGCAACAGACGUUCGCUGACGCACCCGAAGCGAUCGUCGGCGGUGAGCGUGCCGCGCCGGGCGAAUUCCCGUGGCAAUGUUCCUUAAGAGUUAACGGGCAGCAUUUUUGCGGUUGUUCUAUCAUUGGCCCCAAACAAAUUUUAACUGCCGCUCAUUGUGUGGAGGGCAUUUGUGUUUCACCCAACAAAUGCACGAUUGAUACUGGAAUGAUUAAUGUUGACAAAGGACAAUCUCAUGAAAUACACAAUAUUACUAUACAUCCCAGAUAUGAUGGUAGACGAGAGGCAUCUUGGGUGAAUGACAUCGCUGUGAUCAUCCUCAAGAAUGCGAUAAAGUUUAGCAAUGUUCAACGUCCUAUUAAAUUGACCGACAAGCGACCAACCCCAGGCACGAUGUGCACAUUGUCAGGAUGGGGUGAUACAAAAGCCGGUGGACCUUCUUCAAAAGAACUUCUCAAGAUGAAGCAGGCCGUAGUCGGUCAGGACGAGUGCAGAGAAGCAUUCUAUGGACAACAGCCAAUUAAUAAAAAGCCAUUUGUACAUCCCAAUUAUGUGGAUAGUGUAUCGGAAUCUUGGGUGAAUGACGUCGCCGUGAUCACCUUUAACAAACAACAAUCUCCUAUCUGCUUGGCCGACAGUCCGCCAGUGGCUGGCAUGAAAUGCACUUUGUCUGGAUGGAGUAUAAUAAGGGCCAAUGGACCUCUUCCGACGUAUCUUCUUAAGAUGGAGCAGGCCCUAGUCACUAAUGAACAAUGUGAACAAGACAACAGAAUGAAGAUAUAUCCAAGCCAUUUGUGUGCAUACAAUAAGCGUGGAAUCGGCGCUUGCCAGGGUGACAGCGGCGGUCCACUUGUCUGCAAUGGCCGACAGUACGGUAUCACUUUUUGGGUUCUUCCUUGCGCUCGCGGUGUUCCCGAUGCUUACACCAGCGUCUAUCAUCAUCGGGAUUUCAUCCGAAGCUCAUAAAUGAUAUACAGAUUUUGGCACAAUAUGAAGGCACAAUAUGAAUCGAUUUAAUUAUGUCAACUCACCGCGUCAACGUAUCAAAAGAACAGCCCGUUGUGAUAUUCGGGAAAAGCGCAACAAUACAUCGGUUGCGUUUUUAAAAUACAUGAAACUCUUCUGUAUUUGUUCUUCUUCUACUG